This is a messenger RNA of Lymnaea stagnalis (great pond snail), 12735 nucleotides long. The record is from the annotation of a GenBank genome assembly. Lineage: Eukaryota; Metazoa; Mollusca; Gastropoda; Lymnaeidae.
GCCUUGGAAAAAAACAACAAAACACGCAGCCUCUACUCUACUGCAUUUGUUUUUCUGAAUAUCAUUCUCUUCUCGUGUCUGAUGUAGGUCACAUGUGUAGGCCUGCUCCCUCAGACUAACAGGUCACGUCUGCUGGCAGGCCAGAAUGUCGUGUACACAGAGUGGCCUAUAUUAAUUUUUGCUAGCUGGUUGAUUACGACAGCCUUAGGUUAGAAUUUGUCAUUUCAAACAUUGUGCCUAGUAGUUAGCUACUACCAUAGCCAUAGACUUUUCAGGGCCGAUGCCAAUGAUGCACUAUAAUCAACUUUGCGUGAAUGCAUUCGAAGAUCGUUAAUAUAACUAUCUAUACUAUAACCUGAGUGUUGCAUUUUCAGAGCUCUCAUCGCUUUGUUGAUUGUCAUAUUAUAUACGGUAGUACAGGCCUGCUUAUAAUAUUGUAUUAAAAACAUGUGUUAUUGAGUGUAACCUUCUGGAGGCAACCCUUUGAGGAAUAUAAUAUAUUAAUAGUAACAAGCGAAGUGGUAAAUCUAUGUAGUGUUACACAGUCUCUGUUCAGCCGUGGCCUACGUAAUAUUAUGUAAUAUUAUUAUAUAAAUAUAUACGUGGGACGUGAGCAUUGUCUUAUUUCAAAAGUUUAAUAGAUUGUAUGUAUAGACUAUAUACAUUAUAAUGUUAGACUAACUUAUCAUCAUCUUAUGUUUUUAGAGAAAAAUUACUAAGCCACGUUUAUUCAAAUGACAAAAAAUGUGUCUUUUACUUUUGACUUGAGUUUUUAAGCUUGUUAUUUACCAACAAAAAAUGUGUCUUUUACUUUUGACUUGUCUUUAAGCUUGUUAUUUACCAACAAAAAAUGUGUCUUUUACUUUUGACUUGAGUUUUUUAACUUGUUAUUUACCAACAAAAAAUGUGUCUUUUACUUUUGACUUGAGUUUUUAAGCUUGUUAUUUACCAACAAAAAAUGUGUCUUUUACUUUUGACUUGAGUUUUUAAGCUUGUUAUUUACCAACAAAAAAUGUGUCUUUUACUUUUGACUUGAGUUUUUAAGCUUGUUAUUUACCAACAAAAAAUGUUUGUCAAGUUCUGGUUAAGAGCAAAAAUUUUUUUUUCAGGACUAUAAUUUCCAAGCACCUGCUCUUCUACAGGAAGUCUUGAGUGUAACCAGUAACUAUGUCUGCUAUAAAGGUAUGUUACAGCUUACUAACACUGUUGCAUAUUAUGGCCAUGGCACCCAUGGCAUAUUAUGAAUAUAUGAAAUUAAGCUAUUCAGCAGCUGGCUGAAAAAUGUUGAUAGACCAACUAUUUCUUUUAUUAACUUGUUACAGACAUUACAGUGCCUCUGGUAAACAAAGUUUUACAAAUGUUCCAAUGAGAUUAUACUUGGCUUAUUUUAGUAUUUUCUCAGCCUCAUUGACAGAUAUUCUAGUGUAAAUAGUAUACUUUAAUAGUAUACUUUGUAAUUGUCUGCAUGCACUCCAUUGGUAUAAUUUCACUUUGUUUGCAUACAUAUCUAUAGUAUACUUUCACUUUGUCUCUGUGUACUGCAGUAAAUAUUCUUUCACUUUGUUUUUGUGCUCUCCAAUAGAUGUAAUUUCCCUUUAUGUGCACUCAAAUAGAUGUACUUUCACUUUGUUACUCCAAAACAAUUAUGUUGGAUAGACAUUACUUUACUUGACUAAUUUACCUUGAUGAGUAUUCAUUACUCAAAAUGAGAUCUCUCGUUAAUUCUCCUGCCUUGUUUGUUUUCAUCUAGGUUGGCAUCAUUGGUGGUUCAGGGUUAGAUAAUGCUGACCUUUUAGAAAACAGAGAGGAGAAGGUUGUGAAAACGCCCUUUGGAAAGGUGGGUGUCUGAUAUUUGGACAUUGGCUCAUUUUCAGUGCUUGCAUUGAUUAUCAUUUACCUUUGACAUCCCUUUGGGUAAAAGGAGGUCUGAAGAUUUUCUAUGUGACUUUAUUAAAGAGUGUUUUAGUAGAGGAAUUAAUAAAAAGUUAUAAAUUGCAUUAAAUAUAAGAAACCCUUUCAAAUACUGGUAAUAUCUGACUGUGCUAAACAGUCCUGACCAUUUGCAGUUAACCAUUAUUUCAGCUGUCAUUGAAAUUGUUCAACCAUGAAGAAAAACUGAUCCACUGUUCUCAGCCCGCCCACUGUAAUUGUUGGUCAUUUGCAUUAUGGCUUUCAUUCAUGAAAUAGUGGAUCAAUAAUUUGUCCCUUUAAAUUUUUUAAAAACAAAUGUCAUAAUCAGGUUUUGUGGUGUUCCUGUAGAUAUGAAGAAGCUGUAUUGAAAAUAUAUUAUUUUAUUCCAUCUGCUAUUUAGCCAUCUGAUAGCCAGAUUUUUAAUGCCUCCAGUGUAGAUAAAAAAUUAUAUGUACACUCAUGGGUUGCAAUUUGCAGAAAAAUAUUGAAGUUAAUAACAUCACAGUUAAUUCUAUAACUAUCAUUUUCUCGUGUAGCCAUGAAGAAGCUGCUUAUUGCAAGGGCUUGUAAUCAAGUCAUGCUUUUAAUAAUAUUUUUUGUAAAAUAAUUUUUGUAUUCAUUUCCUUUUUGUUUGAUAUUUUAAAACUAUUAUUUCGUUGUUUUUUUUAAAAAUUUUGCAAACACAAUAAUCUCAUUUAAACUGUAUUGAAAAUAUAUUAUUUCAUUCCAUCUACUAUUCAGCCAUCUGAUAGCCUAGUUACUGGAACAAUUCAAGGAGUGGACUGUGUCCUUCUGGCCAGGUAUUUUCUUCUCAUUUUGUGUCUAAAAAUAAUUUUCUUUAAAAAAAAUCUGUAUCUUAGCAACCCCUUAAAACAAAGUUUUUCGUAUAAAUUCCUGUAUAAAAUUUAAAAUGGAGCAAUGGGGGUGGGGUUUAAAAAUUUUUAAAAACAUGCAUACAAGUAACACACUACAAGAAUCCCAAUUAGUACGCACACACCCCGCUCGCAACCGCACAUUUUUUUUCACGUCACUGAACUAUAUUAAUAUUCUAAUGUGUCACAAAUGACUGGGUCGGGGGUUAACAACAGAGCUCCAUUGUUCUUCAGAUAACUUAUGGGAUGAACGGAAAUUGCUGUGAUCUUAGGGAGGGAACUGUUGGGCGCAUGGGGGUAAGGCUAAUACAUUCUCGUAUCUUUUAGAUUAAGGGGAUGCUUCUUUCCAUAACAUUAUGUCUCGGAUUUCCCAGACUUCGUGUGACAACUUUGGGGUUGACGACGGAAGUUCCUAAUUGACCGGAAAUGAGGGGGGUAUAGAUGGGUUAAUUGCCAGCAUUCCUGGACCACCUAGGGAGGUAGAGAAUGGUAUAUAACAUAGAACUCUUCGUGGCAUAAGGAGAGGGAGAGAUUCGUGGACGGUCGUUCUGUUGUAACAGACGUAGUAUUACUAGCCGUAGUCAGAGAUAGAAUUAGGGAUAGAUAGCGAAGUGUUAACAGUUAGAAAGGAGACAUUACAAUCUUAUUAUAGUGAUCAAUACAUCUUUUACUUAUAACUGUUAAUGAGGAGUUGUUUAUUCAUUCAUUCGUGUUCUGUGUUCUCUUGGUCGUACUUCUCAACGCCUGGAUUAGUGAACCAUCACAGAGAGGAACGGCCCAGUACUAUUCAUAACACCACCAAAACCACGUGGUACAUGACCAUAAGUACGGCCAUUACCUCAUAAUACCAUCUCAUCUGUGACAUAAUGAUCCACCCGCUUUUACACCGCAGAUUUAUUUCACCAACAAUUUUAGAAAAACAGCAUUUUUUAAAAAAAAAUAAUAUCAUUUAGUGCAGUUAUCUGGAAUUUUUAUUUUAUAUUCCCCUUGAAAAACAGAAAAAAAUUAUUUUUGAGGGUUGUGGUUGGGGGUGGGGCUGAAAAUUUGAAAGAAUGUUUUGUCAUCAGCAAUGAGUCUAUGUGCCAAGUUUCAGCUGGCUAGCAUGACAGGAAGUACGCCAAUUAGGCAUCUAAAGUUUUUGCCAGCCACCCACAAACAAAAGUGAAGUUAAUAUAGAGGAUUUAAAAAAAUGGAGACAAAUCUGAAACUCCACUUUUCAAAGCUAUUAUUAAAUUAUAGGUCAUUGGUAGUCAUUUACGGAAUAAAUAUGGACAUUCUCAGGUUGUAAACAAAAUUAUGCUUUACAAUAACAUACUGGACCUCUUUCGAAGGAGUCUUAAAAUGGUCGGUGAAUGAAAUUUGAAAAUUUAUUUUUCAAGAGAUUUGAGACAAUUUUUAACUCUGAUUUUUAAUACCUGAGAUUAAAACACCUAAGAAGUAAAAAUUUAUUAGUCUUUUUAAAACAAAAAUUAGCAUAUAGCACAAAUAUUUAUAUGUAAUGAUUUCCUGCACUUAUAUAAAAGACUAGUUCCCAAUUUUGUUCACCAGACAUGGCAGAAAGCACAGUAUAUCUCCAACAUUAGUUAACUACAGAGCAAACAUUUGGGCCCUGAAAGAAGAAGGAUGCACUCACAUUGUGGCAACCACGGCCUGUGGGUCACUACAAGAAAAUGUUCAUCCCGGAGAAAUUGUUCUUAUUGAUGACUUCUUGGACAGGUAAGUUCAGUUACUAGAGCACACUGUGCAAAGUGAAAGUUCAUCUAUUAGGGUGCACAUCUCAUCAUCAUCAGUGGCGCAAUCAUCACAUGCUCUUAUAAGAAAUGAAUUGAUUGGUAGUUAUGGUUUUCAUGCAUUAAUUAAUCUUAAUUUGUCUGUUUCCAAGAAAAUCCAAAGACACAUAAUUAUUUACCAAUGUUUUCCCCCUGACUUUAAAGGCGGUCUAACUGAAAUCUAUCACUGAAUGAAAAGCAACCAUACGGCACUACACGAAAACAGCAAUAGUCAUCUUAAACAAAAAAAUGGAGAAAAUAAAACCUUAACAUUUCCAAAGCUGUUACCAUGAUUCUCAUAUUUCCAUUUUUGGUCCCUUUCUAUAUAAAAAGCUCCACAUCUUUUGUUUGAGGAAAGCGAGUAGGCAGAGGGGUUUGGUAGCUGUAAAGAGGGUGAGGGGCUAGUAGGCAAAGGGCACAUGGUAAAUGUGACAACUUAGCAUAAGCCAUUUACAAUAUGUUGACUCCAUUAUAUUCUCACAAGUUUAACUCAACUGUUCAUUUGUUAUUAAAUCACAUUGCAUCUUUGAAAUAAUGAAAGCAUGUCCCACUGUUGCAGGACCACAAAGAGACCAACUACAUUCUAUGAUGGCUCCUCUCCUACACAUCAAGGAGUUUGUCAUGUUCCUAUGAAUGAACCCUUCUGCCCUAGGCUCAGAGUUGUAAGUACAGCUAUAGGUUCUGAUUUGGGUCAAUAACAAUAGGCACCAAUUGGGGUCAAUAGCACUAGGCUCUAGUUCGGUUCAAUAGCACCAGACUCUAGGCUCCGAGCUGUAAGUACAACAUUAAGUUUUAUUUGGGUCAACAACAAUAAUAGGCUCUGAUUGGUUCAGUGACACUAGGCUCAAACUCAGAGCUGUAAGUACAACAGAGCUGUAAGUACAACAUGGGACACUAGGCUCAAACUUAGUGCUGUAAGUACAACAUGCGACGAUAGGCUCAAACUCAGAGCUGUAAGUACAAAACUUGCCUAAAUCUAGAAGUUCUUCAAAUAUCAGCUGUAUCUUUUAAAAAUGAAUUUGUAAUUCUUUUCAGUUAUUAUAGGGUUGGUUUGAUGAUAAUUAAUUGGAGGAUGGAGACAAUAUGUCUUAAGGGAGAUAAUUUCAACUCUAACUUAUUGGGAUGUCGCACAGUUAGUCAUCUCUUGCUGUUAAGAAUAAAAUAUAAUUAUAGAUUUCAGAAAUUUUUUAAAAUUUAACUGUUAUAAUGUUAUGAUAAUCCACACCCUGAAAGAUUAUAUUCCUUAACAUUGUCCUGAUAGGUCACAUGACACUGAUCAUGAAAAUACUAUUUAAAUCUAAAUCUGAUCCCCAGCUGUUAGCCACAAGCAUCAAAGCUCUGGGGUUCCCGUUCCAUGAGAGAGGGACAAUGAUAACCAUAGAAGGUCCCAGAUUCUCAACUCGUGCGGAGAGCAGGUUGUGGCGACAGUGGAGAGCUGAUGUAGUGAACAUGAGCACAGUUCCAGAGGUACAAUAUUUCUUUUUUUGGCAUUCAUGUAACUAUGGUGGAGAGCUGAUGUAGGGAACAUGAGUACAGUUCCAGAGGUACGAUAAUUCUUUUUUUGGCAUUCAUGUAACUAUGGUGGAGAGCUGAUGUAGGGAACAUGAGUACAGUUCCAGAGGUACGAUAUUUCUUUUUUUUGGCAUUCGUGUAACUAUGGUGGAGAGCUGAUGUAGUGAACAGGAGUACAGUUCCAGAGGUACGAUAUUUCUUUCGUUGGCAUCCAUAAGAUUUCCUCCAAUCUGGAUAUUUAUUUUCUUGUUCUUUCUCAUAGAAACUCUCGGGUGGCCUAACUCAAUUUGGAAAUGAUAAAUUAAAUUAAAAUAUUUAUUAUGAAGUUACCUUUCAUUACUUUCAGUGAUAAUCUCCAUACAAUUGAAUAACCGUAGAUUCUCCCAAAGUUUGUUGUUGUCAACAUUGCCCGCCGUCAGCAUCAACUUUCGAUGACCUAGUAACCAAGAGUCCUUUUCAGAGUUAUCUUCUCAAGUAUUUCUAUCUAAAUCACAUAGAUUUUUAAAAUUAAUUUCAAUAAAUUCCAUUUUGGUCUGUUCAAUAGUUUUAUCAUCUAAAUUGAAAGCCAAUGAAAGAAGAUAAAGAAAUUCGACAUUGUUCAUAUAACAGAGCAGCUUUUGUCACAAAAAUAACAUAUAACUUAACCAGUAUGGGGUUAGGGGCCAUCCAUAAAGGAUGUCACAUUGUCUGGGUCAAUUUUGUCCUUCUCCCUCCCAAAAUAAUCACAAAAUUGUAACAAAAAUUAGAUACUUUGAUCGCACAUCAUCACAAAAUUGUAAAACAAAUUAGCUCUUUCAUUGCACAUCAUCACAAAAUUGUAACACAAAUUAGACACUUUGAUCGCACAUCAUCACAAAAUUGUAACACAAACUAAACACUUUCAUCGCACAUCAUCACAAAAUUUUAACACAAAUUAGACACUUUAUUCACACAUCAUCACAAAAUUGUAACACAAAUUUGACACUUUUUUCGCACAUCAUCACAAAUUCCGCCCGAUGACAUAAUUUAUGGAUGGCUCAGGUUGCUAGAAGCCCAGAAGAAGCCAAAUGAAUCAAUGUGUUGCAUUUGGGAAAUAACUCGACCGCUCAACAUGGGGAUGGUGGCAGGCAAGAGUGAAGUGAUAGCAUAUUAUGACAAGAUUAAAAAAAACAAAUUUUAUUCCUUAAAAACAGCCAUCACUAACACCUGUAAAAGCCAUUUGUGAUAUUGUAACAGUAAUGGCUGGGUAUUGAGACUAUGUUUUAAUAGGCUCGAGGAGUAGGAGAUUUUGGACUCUUAAGCAAAAUAUUAUAUUCCCAAGCCUGAACAUAGUCUAAAUACUGAGAUGUUACUGCACUUAACAAAUUGAGUGGUUUUCAUGGAGAUUAUUUUUGUUGUUCCUUUAGCCAACUAGCAAUGUCAAGGACAGUAAUACCAUUGAUUGUAUAUUCACUUCAAAUCAUCAUUGUAUGUCACUCAGGUUGUGCUGGCCAAAGAGGCAGGUCUGUUGUAUGCAUCCUUGGCACUGGUCACAGAUUAUGACAGUUGGAGGGAUGACCAUGAAGCUGUAGGUUAAUAGUAAUACCUUACUGCCAUGUUGCAGAAGCUCAUUAUUUUCAUAGCAUUUAUUAGCUGAAUACUUACUUUAGAUCACCGGAAAGUUUAUUUUCUUACUAAGUAUAUAAUGCCAUUAACAGUGAUACACAAUGUGACGGCCAAGUUCUUGGAAACCCUUAAUUAUUUUAUUUGUUAUUAAUAAAGUUUGAGCAGAUUGUAACAUUUGUACUUUAAUAAAUUUGCAAUCGCUUUCUUGUGGAAUACUAUGUGGCCCAGUCUUACUCAGACUCUACCUCCUGCGGCCCACAGAUAAUUUGAGUUUGAGACCCCUGAUGUAGGGUGUAUGGCUAUUCGGUAGGGUGUAUGGGUAGAAUGUAGGUUGGAUUGGUAAGAUGUAGGUUGGAUUGGUAAGAUGUAGUUUGGAUUGGUAAGAUGUAGGUUGGAUUGGUAAGAUGUAGGUUGGAUUGGUAAGAUGUAGGUUGGAUUGGUAAGAUGUAGGUUGGAUUGGUAAGAUGUAGGUUGGAUUGGUAAGAUGUAGUUUGGAUUGGUAAGAUGUAGGUUGGAUUGGUAAGAUGGUCGGUUGGAUUGGUAAGAUGUAGGUUGGAUUGGUAGGAUGUAGGGUGUAAGGGUAGGAUACUGGGUGUAUGGUCAAGUGUAGCAGUUUAAUGUAGAUUGCUUGGUUAUGUUGGGUGUAUGGUCAAGUGUAGCAGUUUAAUGUAGAUUGCUUGGUUAUGUUGGGUGUACAGCUAGGAUGCAGGGUGUAUGACAAAGGGACCCUCAGGUCAUGCUAUUUUGGCAGAUUUUAGACCCCACUCAUCCCACUAUUAUAAAUUUGUCACAGCACACCUUCAUAAAAGAUUGUCACAGGACACCAUCAUAAAAGGUUGUCACAGGACACCAUCAUAAAAGAUUGUCACAGGACACCUUCAUAAAAGAUUGUCACAGGACACCUUCAUAAAAGAUGUCACAAAUGUGUAACUCCCCCCUCCCACCCUAGACACAUGAAAUCAUUUAUGGACAGCCCCUAGGAUAUUGGUUGAAUGGCUAAGAGGACCACCUGUUUCUGAUGCUAUACUUAGAAGUCCUUGACCCUUGCAACCAGCUAUAAAGAUGUGCUAAAAAGGGGGGGGGGGGGGGGGGGGGGGGUAUACUUUCACAAACUGUGCUACCUCAAACAUCUUAUUUUUGAAUGUUUUUGAAAAAGAUUUCAUUUGAAGGCAUAUUUUUUUUUUAACAUACAAGUUUUUCGAUAAAUUUUGUGGUUCUAAAUGAAAGUGGAUUUAACUUGUAACAGUAACAGAUGAAUACACCCAAAAAUGUACAAGAUUUGAAAGCAAUAAAAAUUAAAUUUAGUUGUUUUACUAGCUUAAUUUUUACUUUCACUUGUUUUCUGUUCAUCAUGAUUGCAUUUCAUCAAGGUUUUUCCUCUCUCUUACUUUGAAGGUUCAUGUUGAGCUGGCUGUGAAAACUUUCAAAGAAAACGCAACAAGGGCCUGUAAAGUCUUGUUAAGCGCCAUACCAAAAAUUGCUGCAGAAGACUGGGAUGAAACCAUCCAAAAAAAUUUGGUAGGUGUCGGACAUGUUGAAGUAUAUUUAUGCUGGCAGUUUUCAUAUUCAGCCAUCAGAAUUGCCCUUUAGCCAUCAGAAUAUCUGUAUAUUUAUUUUUCAUGACACCUAACUUUAUUUGUUAUUUUGGAACAUAAGAUUAGAGAGCAACUUUUUAAUCCCAUGCCAAGUUGACUGCUGCCUUCCAACUUCUGGAUUUGAGCUUUUUUUUAAAAAGGUUUUACUAUGUCUCAAAGUAGUGUUAGACAACACUGUAAUUUUUCAUGCCAGUUUGCCCAAAGCUCUAAGUGACCCCCGGUCAAAUUCAAAUCUACAUCAUGGUUGUGGGGCAGACGAUGGCACCAUGGUUGUGGGGCGGACAAUGGCACCGUGGUUGUGGGGCGAACAAUGGCACCAUGGUUGUGGGGCAGACAAUGGCACCGUGGUUGUGGGGCGAACAAUGGCACCGUGGUUGUGGGGCAGACAAUGGUACCGUGGAUGUGGGGCCGGCAAUGGUACCAUGGUUGUGGGGGAGACCAUGGAUGGUUGUGGGCCAGGCAAUUGCACGUUGGUUGUAGGGCAGACAAUUGCACCAUGGUUGUAGGGCAGACAAUGGCACCAUGGUUGUAGGGCAGACAAUGGCACCAUGGUUGUAGGGCAGACAAUGGCACCAUGGUUUAUUGGGUAGACAACGGCACCAUGGUUGUAGGGCAGACAAUGGCACCAUGAUUUAUUGGGUAGACAACGGCACCAUGGUUGUAGGGCAGACAAUGACAUCAUGGUUUAUGGGGCAGACAAUGGCACCAUGGUUAGGGGCAGAUAAUGGCAUCAUGGUUGCCUAAUUAUGUAAAUAAAAUGGAUAUUCUGUUCUGUAUAUCAACAUUUCCAGUAAUGUUUUCCUCAUGUUCUGUGGACUCUUCAAAGACACUGGAGAUAACUUUAGGUUUCUUUAUUUACUAAAAAAAGUCUUGUUCAUUGGUCUGUAGAUCUUUAACCAACGCCCCCAUUCCCCCCCUUCUCCCCAGGCGCUUCCCGCACCGCCCACCCACACCCCCCCCCCCCCCCCCCCCCCCUACUGAUUGUUUUUCUUGGAAGAUUGGCAGGUCUGCUAAUAGCACAAAAAGAGUAGUCAAAUCAUUAGAAGACAAGUUGCUCAGUGAAAAUAUAUAGCUAUGAUGAUUUUUUCCAUUAAAAAUAUUACAUUCACUUUAUCACUUUUGCAUUCAUCUUAAACAUUGUUAACAUUAAUAAGAUUUUUCUUCUACAGGAUAUUGCCAGGUUGUCUAUCAUGGAAUAAAAUUGAGAAGGGGAAAAAAAGCUAGUUGAAAUAUUAAUUUGGACUAUAAAUGGUUCUCAUGUCAUGAUGAUCACAGAUCCAAAACCAACUACUGGUCAAGGGGGCCACUAGUUUUUGUGAUGAAAAGCUACUAACAUUGGCUUUCGGUGGACACUUAUUUUUCUAACCUUCAAAACUUACAUUGUUCUUCCUGAUUGUUAAAAAAUUAGUUGCCAAUAUAAUGUUAUAUAAAAACAAUAUGAGGUUACAGAUUUUUGUUUUUAAUUGGAUACCUAAGAAUACGCAAAGGUAACUUUUGAUCUAGUCCUCCAUCUUCUUCUAUAUAUUAAGACCCCAUGAUCAAUAUAUUGAUCAUUUGGUUCCUAUGUAUGUAGAAGAAUCUGCACUAGAAUUAAUCAAUCCUAAUUAUCAAACAGUUUUACCCAACAUUAAAUAUCACUAUAAUGGCUGUUUAGGCCUUUUGAUGGGGAAAUACUUGCCAGACUUUGAUUUUAUUGGGGGGUUUUUAUACUAAAAAUUCUUUGGUUUAUUAAGUUGACAGGUGUUGUGAGUGACCUUAUUUCAAUUUGUACCAGUAUUUUUUUAAUUGAAGAAUUAAGAUUUUUACCUGUAAUAUUUGUACUAUAUACUUUUAUAUUAUUCUUAGAGAAUUUUAUGGAAAACAUUCUUCAAGUGAAGUGUGUAGGGUAAUGCAGCAGUUUUCAAUCUUAUGUCGCACUGUAACUAAUACCUCAGUUUUGUCCACAGCAUUUAAGUUUUGAAAAAAUAUUUACUGCUUUAAUAUAAGGGAAUUAUUUUUAUGACUGACCUCUUAGAAUUAUUUUUAUGACAGACCUAUUUGAAUUAUUUUAUUGUAGGUCCCAUACUCUGGGGGGUACAAUGAAAAAGCAUUUUUUGUUCCUUUAUAUAACAAUCUUGCAAACAUCUGUGGACCUUAGUUCAGUGUGUCACAACACACAAGUUGAAAACUGCGGAUUUAAUGUACACUCACGCACCUGACAGAUAUGGAUAUUAUUAAAUAUUACAUCAUGAUCAUUAGUAACUAGAUAAUUAUGUUGUACAAUUUGUUUGUAGUUAAAUGGUACAACACAGAUAAAAAUUUAAAUGGUAGAAAACGGACACAUUUAAAUGGUACAACAUGGUCACAUUUAAAUGGUACAACAUGGUCACAUUUAAAUGGUACAACACGGACAUAUUUAAAUGGUACAACACGGAUAUAUUUAAAUGGUACAACACGGACACAUUUAAAUGGUACAAUACGGACACAUUUAAAUGGUACAACACUGACAUAUUUCCAGCCUAUCAGAUUUGUGUAGACUGUUGUUUAGUGUUUAGUUACUGACUCAAAAAUAAAAAAAUGAGUGUUUAUUUUUUUUCUAUCAGGGUUUCAUUAGUGUUUGCUUCAUUUGAUGAACUGUUCACGUUCCAAUACUUUAUUUGAUACUAAUGCAUAGUAGAACAAUUUGUGAAAUACUUUAAAACAGAAGAUUGGCCUCAAGUUUUAAAUCUUCAAUAAUAGGAAUUUUUAUUUUUGUAAUUGCUUAAAUUUGAGAAAUAAUUCUAUCUUUCCCCUGUAGAUUUGACAUUCUGUUAAAAAAUGUCAGCAAUUGUUUGCCAUUGUAAAUUAAUAAUGUUCGUUUAAAGCAUGUAUUAAUUCUAAUUAAUAUUGAUGCUUGUGUAUGACUGUCAUUAACCUUAAUACAUAGCCAGAAAAAUGUAAACACUAACCUUCCAGGUUUUAUGGUGGGGAGGGGGAGUUGCAAUAUAAUUUUCUUCACACCAUAUGUCUGGGCCAUGUGUACAUGUCUCUAUGACCACUAUAAUCCUCUUGACUACAUGCAGUCUUCACACCAUAUGUCUGGGGCAUGUGUACAUGUCUCUAUGACCACUAUAAUCCUCUUGACUACAUGCAGUCUUCACACCAUAUGUCUGGGCCAUGUGUACAUGUAUCUAUGACUACUAUAAUCCUCUUGACUACAUGCAGUCUUCACACCAUAUGUCUGGGGCAUGUGUACAUGUCUCUAUGACCACUAUAAUCCUCUUGACUACAUGCAGUCAACAAAAUUGUUGCAUUGUGUAUCUAAUUGGAUAGCAAAUAAAUUUGUUCAACCCUUUGGAACAUUCAAAUGUUUGUCUUGAAUUUUAUUUGAGAACAUUGUGUUUUGUGUUUAAUGGCAUGCAUGUAAAUGGUGACCUUUUGAUGAACAACAGUCAAAUGGAGAUGGCAUUACAAGAGUCAAAUAAAACCAGGACAAAAAAAGGAAACCUCUUAAUCCCUUUAAUAAUACCUCGC